Molecule: messenger RNA, 758 nt
Organism: Alosa alosa (allis shad)
Lineage: Eukaryota; Metazoa; Chordata; Actinopteri; Clupeiformes; Clupeidae
Gene: mrpl21
Product: mitochondrial ribosomal protein L21
Exons: 7
Coding region: 34-663 (209 amino acids)
Cellular component (GO): ribosome; mitochondrial large ribosomal subunit
Molecular function (GO): structural constituent of ribosome
Source: RefSeq, a predicted model, not a curated record
ACAACACGUUCACAUGUUUCCGGGUAUAGCAAGAUGGCGGUGACUUUGAGGAAGGGGUGUAGUGAUUUUCUCCGAACGUGUUGGAGAUUACGGGCACAUAACUUGCAACUCCCUUUGGACAAACCCUUAGGAUGUUUGUUACCUGCCUUUGUGCGUCAACAGAGUUCUCAGAUCCUGAAGUACCCACCCAAUUAUGUUCCAGAAACUUCAUUAUCCAGACCCCCAUGGCCUGAAGUAACACUCAUAGAUCCUGAGGAAGAGGCAAAGCAGCAUCAAGCUGUUGUGCAAAAGGUUAACACACUCCUAGAGAAAGGAGAUUACGGGAGGCUGUUUGCUGUAGUUCAUUUUGCAAGUCGACAGUGGAAAGUGACAAACGAGGACUUGAUUCUGAUUGAGAAUCACAUAGAUGCAGAGUGUGGUGACAGGAUACGAAUGGAAAAGGUGCUGCUGCUUGGUGGUGAAAACUUCACUCUGAUUGGACGUCCACUGCUCGGACGUGAUCUGGUCAGGGUCGAGGCAACGGUCAUUGAGAAGACGGAGUCUUGGCCUAUGGUUCAUAUGAGGUUUUGGAAAAGACACAGAUACCAGAGGAAAAGAAUUAUCAUCCAGCCCCAGACUGUUCUUCGGAUAAAUUCAAUUGAAGUAGCGCCAAGAUUGAGUUGAUUUUGCUCUGUAAAUAAACGAAUGUGUUUCUGUAAUCAUGUCCUUUGAUUUAUGGCUAACUAUUUCACUGUGUAAUUAAACUUUGCAAAAACAUU